This is a messenger RNA of Colossoma macropomum (tambaqui), 1038 nucleotides long. RefSeq names its product ubiquitously-expressed, prefoldin-like chaperone (gene uxt). The record is from RefSeq and is a predicted model, not a curated record. Gene Ontology annotation, molecular function: transcription corepressor activity. Bases 377 to 844 code for a protein of 155 amino acids. Gene Ontology annotation, biological process: negative regulation of transcription by RNA polymerase II. NCBI's taxonomy places the organism in Eukaryota, Metazoa, Chordata, Actinopteri, Characiformes, Serrasalmidae. The transcript has 6 exons.
UUUCCUGCUACUCGACGCGACCGUUUCCUGUACCUUGUAAACAAGUCGAUUAUUCUCACGUGUCGCACGUUUGAUCGAUACAAAUCAAUAAAUAGUAGAUAUAUGUCAUGUAAAAAUGAGGUAAAUUUCUAGGCCUGUGUGCUGUGAGAGAGAAGCAGAUCGCCGGUGAAACGGAGCCUAGCAUGCUAGCAGGUUCUCUGUGCUCAUCAGUUCAUCAGUUCCAGCGAAGGAAGUGUGACUUUAGCCUUGAUGCAGAGGAGGAUUGAGCAGGUUCGGCAUCGUAGUGUAUCAUUUUAAAGAGGCCAUCUGAAACAGUCUGUAUUCAGGGUUAAAGCACCUUAUCGUGUGGGAACCGCGACGGUAACUGCUUUCCGCAAUGACUUCUGUCAAACCCACGAUCGACGACAAAGUCCUGCAGUACGAGUCUUUUAUCAAUGACGUACUGAAGAGAGAUUUACAGAAAGUGUUGGAGCAGAGAGAUGGUGUAUAUGAAAAAAUUGCACAAUACCUUCAACUGAAGAAUACAAUUAAAAGCAUUCAGGAAACUGACAGCAAAGAACUGAAGACAGAUGUAGACCUUGGCUGUAAUUUCUAUGUUCAAGCUCAUGUUCCUGACACUUCCAAAAUCUUUGUUGCAGUUGGAUAUGGAUUUUUUGUGGAAUUCACGCUCUCUGAAGCUUUGACGUUCAUAGAGAAAAAGACCAGCCAGCUUACAGAGUAUACUGAGGUUCUUACUAAAGAUGCAGCAAAAAUCAAAGCAAACAUUCGCAUGGUUUUGGAGGGUUUAAGGGAACUGCAGGGUCUGAAAGAUCUUCCUGAGCCCGGAAGGAGAGAGGUGUUUUGAUUGCAAGAUGACACCUCAUUGUCAUACUUUAUGCUUUUUUUUGAGAAAGUAUGCAUGACUGAGAUGGGUUUGGGCAUCAUGUGGUGUAACCAUUGUGCAGAACAAUGUAGUUCAAUGGGACUUGGUUUCUUAACAGGUUGUACUGUUAUGUUACAAAAUUGAUGGAUUCAAUAAAUGACAGCUUAUUUUGAAUA